Molecule: messenger RNA, 2169 nt
Organism: Fusarium oxysporum Fo47
Lineage: Eukaryota; Fungi; Ascomycota; Sordariomycetes; Hypocreales; Nectriaceae
Product: DUF3292 domain-containing protein
Exons: 3
Coding region: 70-2034 (654 amino acids)
Source: RefSeq, a predicted model, not a curated record
UAACAACUCUAAUCUCCCAUUAAUCCUACCUAAGUACGUUGGAGACUGCAACGUUCUACGGUAGACAUCAUGGCUACAGCAGAGGACCCAAACCGUAGCUUCACAGCAAGCAACACAGGAAGCGAACCAGAAAUAAUAGAACAACACCAAGAAGAAGCCCCAACCGUCAGCCACUCCCUCGCCGAAGAAUCCCAAAACUUUGAAGAAAAAGGCGCAGCGCAGCUUGAGCACGGCGAUGUCGAAGUCAAGAAUCUAGGAUGGAACGAACCUCCCCGCGUCGUGCCCCCGCUGGUGGGAGGCUUGAAGAAUGAAGAUGUCUGGGCUUUGAUACGACGCUUCGAUAAGCAGGUCUUCUACGUCAGGAGCAUCGAGGAGCCACCGCUGGGAAUGCUGGAUAUGAACAUUGCGGACGAAGAAGAGUUUUCGCCUGAGAAGCUCAGGGCGCAGAUCGAGCGACUUUAUGUUUCGGUUUUUGCGCAGUUGUUUUCGUUUUGGAAGCAUAUUGCGCGUCUUCGCUCUUGGAGGGAGUAUCAGCGAACAUCUGCGUUCCUCGCAGUAUACACCCUCGCAUGGCUUCUCGAUAUUCUUGGUCCCACGAUCAUUGUCUUCCUCAUGGUACUCAUCUGGUCCCACGAGGCCCGCGAUAUCUGUUUCCCUGGAGCACCACCCUCGAUAAUCGACUCCAAGACAGGAGGUGUCAAGAAACCAGCAGCUGGUGUUCUGGCCUCCGAUGAUUCAGUCACUGGUGCGCCGGAGAAGCACAAGGGCGAAGCAGUUGAACAGGAAGCUCAUAGCUUUGUGACGAGCUUGUCUACGAUUGUGGUUAGCACGGCUGCGGGUAAACACCCCCAGACGGAUCCCGACGAUGAUAGCGCUGCGCCUGAUCCGACGAAACUUACUGAAGAGGCCACCGAGGCUAGACAGAAGUCUGUGGGAGAGAAUCCUCAUGCUGAACAUAACAGGGCCAAGAAGCCGGUUUCGAACGCUGUUUGGGACAAGGCGCGUCCGACGAUGCAUAUGAUUGCUGACUUUGUUGAUACCUGGGAGCGAUUCGGCAAUGCCUUGAGUCCGGCAGCGCCUUUCCAUCGCCAUCGACCUAAGUUUAUCCUCAUUGGUGUUCUUGUACCUAUGCUUCUCGGAGCUUGGUUCACGACUCCGUACAUGGCAAUGAAAGGAAUGGGAUUUGCUGCUGGCUUUGGAUUCUUCGGUGAUCCCAUCAUCACACCCGCUAUGAACUUCAUCAACAGGACGUAUCCCCGCUGGGAGAAGUAUGUCGAGUUGCGAAACACUAUUCUUCGAGGCGUUCCUACAAAUGCGCAGUUGGCUAUCACUCUUCUCCGCAUCGGUGAAAAGAACAAGGCUCCUCUGCCACCCCCUCCUUCUUCCGACGUGCCUCCCCCGACUGUUCCCCAUGAGACUGCUGGAGAGGGUUUGGAACAUCUAGGAGUAUCACAGAGCGAAAUCGCCGAGGCUGUCCAGCCUGAUCAAAACAUUAUCCACGAAGAUGAACACGAGGAGGAAGAGGAAAAGACAAAGCACAAGAAAUCUCAUCGCAUCAUGAACUUUAUCCGUGGUACAGCAAAGGGUGGUGUUACGACUGCUCUGGCCGCCGACAAAGCGAAAGCCAAAGCAGGUGCUCACCACGCAAAGAAUCGUCUCGGUGUAGUCAAAGGCCAAGAACCGUAUCCUCUCACCGGCCCAAUUCGCUUCCCAGCGCGGUACAAGGGAAAGAAGGGCCAUGCUUACAUUACGGCCACGGCUACAACGCCUGCUGUUAGUUGGACGACUGAGCUAGGAGAUGUGAAGCCCGCUUGGACUGUUACGAUUGGCGAUAUCGAGGAAUUGAAGAAGAUGGGUGGUCUUGGGUGGAAGAGUAAGAUCAUUGUCGGCUGGGCAAUGGGGAGUGAGAUUGUGGAUGGUUUGAUGAUCAGGACGAAGGAUGGGCAAGAACAUCAUCUCACGGCGGUCUCUAUGCGGGAUCAGUUGUUCAACAGGUUGAUCUCCAUGGGAAACCAGAUGUGGGAGGCGUGGUAGACCCGUCUUUUGGGAAUAGUCUUGAUUUGGUAGGUGUCUGGAGUUUGGUGAUGGAAUCAUGAUACUCUUCGAUACCAGGAAUACGAAGUACGAUGUGGAAUCAAUGUUUGGAAUCAAUUGAAUUAUAAGUCUAGA